CAAACUCUCAUUGAGGACACGGUUGAAGCGUCAGACGCACCUCGGUUCCGUGGCGAUCAUUGUUGCAUCUGCAUCUAUUAGUGCUGCUGUUCAUAAAUCCCUCGUUCUUUUUGUUUGCUAGUCGCUCUCUAUCCAGGAACACUUUUCAAGGAUUUCAUCUUCUCUUUCCUUCGACCCAAACCCCUAGUCGCUGAUCCCUGACAUCACCCACCUGCCCACAUACGACUUGUAUCACCAACACCUACUCCGAGAUUCCCGCUAUUCCCCCUCGUCGAUUCCAACCGGGUCAGCAACACACACACACACACACACACACACACACACAAAUGAGCAAACGAGGCUCGCGAUCCAAGAAUCGUGGCUCUGUACUCCGAGAACAGGGCUCGACCGACUCUCUCAAGGAAAAGAAGAACGGCGAUGCGAACACGACCGCGACCAUGAACGGCGUCAUUCUGGAACAUCGGCGCAAGCAUACUUCUUUUGAUAGCACUUCACCCUCAAGUCAAGCUGCAUCGCUGAUGGGCAAUCCCAACUUCUCCCUCGAUGACGAAGUACCCAAGCUAGGAGAGGAGGACGAAGGACCAUCCAAGGGCUUUUUUGAACUUUCAAAGAAGGACCAGAGCAACUUCUUGUUGCUGGUUCUGUUGUACUUUCUCCAGGGUAUACCCAUGGGUCUGGCGCAUGGCUCCGUGCCGUUCCUCUUGAAACACAGUGUCUCCUAUGCGGCGAUUGGCGUCUUUUCGCUUGCCGCGUACCCAUACUCAUUGAAACUUCUCUGGAGUCCAAUCGUAGACGCGGUCUGGUCACCUACCAUUGGCCGUCGCAAGAGCUGGAUCCUGCCGAUUCAGACAAUCUCUGGGUUUUCUAUGAUUUGGCUGGGCAAGAACAUUAACCGCAUGAUGAAAGAGGCUGGCGAGACAGACAGCGGGGUGUGGAACUUCACAUGGUGGUGGUUCGCGCUUGUGUUCCUCUGCGCCACCCAAGACAUUGCUGUAGAUGGCUGGGCACUUACUCUUCUCUCAAAGGAGAAUCUCGCAUACGCCUCUACUGCGCAAACCGUCGGCCUAACCGCAGGUCAAUUCCUCUCGUACACUGUAUUUCUGGCCUUUAACUCGAAGGAUUUUGCGAACAGGUGGUUUCGCAGCACUCCCGCAGAAACGGGCAUCAUGGAGCUAGAUGGCUACCUCAGCUUCUGGGGCUGGGCCUACCUGAUUGUCACCUUCGGAUUGGCAGUCAUGAAGCGCGAAGACCGCGACAGGAACGGUGACGGCAUUGGAGAGGUCUACCGCACUAUGUGGGGUAUCCUCAAGUUAAAGAACAUUCAAAGCUUCAUCAUCAUCCACCUCAUCGCAAAGAUUGGAUUCCAGGCGAACGAUGCUGUCACGAGUCUGAAGCUCUUGGAUAAGGGCCUAAAGCAGGAGCAGUUAUCACUCGUCAUCCUGGUAGACUUUCCCGUUGAGGUCUUCUUGGGCUACUACAUUGGCAAAUGGUGCCAGACGUAUCCUCCCAUGCACAUUUGGUGCUGGUCGUUUGUUGGACGCCUGGUCGCUGCAGGGUUUGCGCAGUUUGUUGUUUCGAUUUUCCCAGCCGGAGGUGCAUCGAGCGGAUUCCUCCUACUCGUCAUUGCGGAGCAUGUGCUCUCGACCUUUAUGAAUACAGUCAUGUUUGUCGCCGUCAGCGCCUUUCACGCUAAGAUCUCUGAUCCGUUGAUCGGCGGUACAUACAUGACUCUUCUCGCCACUGUCUCGAACCUGGGUGGAACAUUCCCACGCUACUUUGUCCUCAAGGCAGUUGACAUGUUCACCUCGGCAACUUGCAUGCCGCCUGCUGGUGGGCUCAGGGCUGGCCUGAAAGGACCCCUCGUCACGCAGCCUUUCUCAUGCGCCGUUGAAGGCGAAAAGCAUCGGUGCAUUGAAGGAGGAGGCGUGUGCAAUGUCACAACGGAUGGAUACUACAUUGUCAACAUGCUAUGUAUUCUGAUUGGAGUAUUGACAUUCUGGGGAUAUAUCAAGCCCGCAGUGAUGAGGAUACAGGCGUUGCCGUUGCGCGCAUGGAGAAUUGCUGGAUAGAGGCCUGCGGACACAUGUAUUAUGUAUGUAAGGCAUAGAGUUAGAAGUUGUUGUGGAAUGGAUGCACCCUGCAAAAUUGCUGAACGUGUCUCCUCGACUGCGACAGUCAAUGC
This is a messenger RNA of Bipolaris sorokiniana ND90Pr, 2182 nucleotides long. RefSeq lists its product as uncharacterized. Lineage: Eukaryota; Fungi; Ascomycota; Dothideomycetes; Pleosporales; Pleosporaceae. Gene Ontology annotation, molecular function: acetyl-CoA transmembrane transporter activity. The record is from RefSeq and is a predicted model, not a curated record. The transcript has 3 exons. Gene Ontology annotation, cellular component: membrane. The coding region runs from base 327 to 2069 and encodes 580 amino acids.